AUGGCGGCGCCCAUGGCGAUCGCGCGCCGGGACAGGGUUGACCUCGGGGGACCCGGAGCCGGCACCGGGCAGGGGCAGCUUGGGAUCGCCCGGCAAUGGCGGACGGGCUGGGACGCGCCACGGCUGCCAAGGCCCGGAGCAGGAUACCAGAUCCCAUCGAGGACGUGCUCGGGGAGCUCCUGGGGUUCGAUGAGGAGCCCCCGGCUCCCCCUUCGCGAGGUUCCCGGGCCCCCUUCCCGCAGGGAGAGCCUGGAUCCGGAUUCCGGAGGCAAAUUCCCAGCGGGGAACGAGAAAUUCCCAGCGGAGAAUGCAGAAGGGGCAAAGGAGCUGGAUCACCUGGAUGAGCUGGAUGCAGAAAUCCUGGGAAUGGCCAGAGUCGGGCCCAGGCUGGGGAAACACGCCAGGAAGGGGCUGGGUCCUGGAAAAGGGGCAUUCCCAGAUCCGGGGGACCCCCUGGAAAAGCCGUACCCGGAGGAGCCGGCGGGGCCUGGGAACAGCUCCGGGAACAAAGCGGGACGGAGCAGAGACAGCGCCCCACCACGUCCUGAUGUCACCUUUGGGGACGACGUCGAUGACCUGGUGGAUUCCCUGGGGCUCGGGAGCAGUGCCGACGGAGCCAGGAAUGCGCAGGGAACACCGGGAGGCCAGGGGCUCCGGAAGGGCCACACCGGGAUCCAGGAGCUGCUGGGAGGAGGCUCUGCGGGAAAAACCCCAGAGCAGCCGGGAAAAGCGGAAUUGCAGCCGGAUCCCAAGGAGCAGGAGCAGACGGGGCUGGGCAGGUGCCGAGAGGAGCCAGAUUUUCCCUUUGGAUUCUACGAGCCCUCGGUGGCCUCAGGGACUGGGCAGAGACGGGGACGGAGGUGUCCGGUUGGGAGCAGCUCCCGACGUCCCUCUGGGGCCACCUGGCUGGGGCUGAAGGAUGAGGAUUUCCCAGGAUUGGGAUCGAAGGAUGAGGAUUUCCUGGGAUUGGGACAGAAAGACAAAGAUUUCCCAGGACUGGGACAGAAGAACAAGGAUUUCCCGGGACUGGGACAAAAGAACGAGGAUUUCCCAGGGUCAGGGCCCGAUCCCCCAGGACAGGAGGGUGGGAGCUGGCUCAGCGCUGCCCUGGCACAGAAGCAAUCCCAGGCUGAGGCUCCAGAGCGGAGUUCCCACACCCAGAGGGUCCCAGAGCCCCCCGAGCCCAGCAGGCUGGAUCUCCCCAUCAGGACACAGCCCCGUGGGCAGGUGGCAGCAGCAGUGCAGGAGGUGCCGGGUCCUGCCACGCCCGCUCAGGAGGAUCUGCUGCCAGCCCAGCCCUGCUUGGAGAACCCCCGAGCUCUUCCGCCCUGGCUCUGCCCAGAGCAUCCAGGAGCUUUCCCAGCCCAGAAGCGCCAGGAGGAUCUGGAAACAUCCCAGCCCCACCAGGAGGAUCCAGGGGCUCUCCCCUCCCAGCCCCACCAGGAUUCCCAAACUCUCCAGUCCCAUCUGUGCCAAGAGCAUCCAGGCUGUGGGAUCACCCUGCGCAGCCUCCAGGCCCGGGUGGAGGAGCUGGAAAACCAGGUGCGGACUCUGGAGCUGGAGCGGGCGCAGCGGGGACCGGUCCUGGAGAGCUCCUACAGGAGUCAGGGAAAGGUGGAGAAACAGCAGGAGAGACCACAGCGGGAAAAGGAGCAAAUCCCAUCCCGGAGCCAGGGCACGGCACGGGAUCACCCCGGAUCCCAGGAGCGGGAUGAGCAGCUCACAGUGCUCCAGGACAGGCUGUGCCGGCAGCAGCGGGACGCAGAGCGGGAGCAGAGCCGGCUCCAGGAGGCUGUGGCUGACUUGGAGACCAGGCUGGGAGAGCGGGAGCAGCUCCUGGAGCAGGAGCGCCGCAGGGCCGCGGCCGAGCGCUCCAGGGCGGAUUCGCUGCGGGACGCGCUGGAGGAGCAGCGCCGGCUCUCGGCACAGCUGCUGGCCAUGGAGAGGGUGGCGCUGGACGAGGCCAAGGGCACGUGGCUGGAGGAGCAGCGUGCAGAGCUCCAGGAUCGCUCCGAGGAGCGGCGGCGGCUGGCGGCCGCCUGGGCCGAGUUCCACGCCCGGGAGCGGCUGAGCCGGGAGCGGGCGGAGCAGGACAAGGAGCGGGCCCUGGGCAUGGAGUCUGCACUGAGGAGCCUGGCCAAGGAGCAGGCAGAGCUGAAGUUCCGGAGCCGGGAGCUGAGAUCCAAGGAGGAGCAGCUGGCGAGGGACAGGGAGGAGCUGGACGAGGCCCGGCGGGAGCUGAGGCUGGAAAAGGAGAAGGUUCUCCGGGCCGAGCAGCGCCUGCGGGAGCGGGAGGAGCAGAUCCACGCCCUGGCUGAGCGCUCGGAGCAGCAGCACCAGGACGGGGAGCGGGCGCUGCGGGAGGCACGGAGCGUCCAGGCCGAGCAGCGGGAGCGGCUUCAGGCCCUGCGGGAGCAGCGGGAGCAGCUGAGGCAGCAGGAGCAGCGUCUGCACCAGGCAAAUCCCUCCUUCCCCAGCCCAGCCUGGCUGACCGGCUGA
Messenger RNA from Pseudopodoces humilis (Tibetan ground-tit), 2499 nucleotides. The record is from RefSeq and is a predicted model, not a curated record. NCBI's taxonomy places the organism in Eukaryota, Metazoa, Chordata, Aves, Passeriformes, Paridae.